Archocentrus centrarchus (flier cichlid) is the source of this 3905-nucleotide messenger RNA. RefSeq names its product signal transducing adaptor molecule (SH3 domain and ITAM motif) 1 (gene stam). Lineage: Eukaryota; Metazoa; Chordata; Actinopteri; Cichliformes; Cichlidae. The record is from RefSeq and is a predicted model, not a curated record. Gene Ontology annotation, cellular component: ESCRT-0 complex. Bases 309 to 1874 code for a protein of 521 amino acids. The transcript has 14 exons. Gene Ontology annotation, molecular function: ubiquitin binding; phosphatidylinositol binding. Gene Ontology annotation, biological process: protein transport to vacuole involved in ubiquitin-dependent protein catabolic process via the multivesicular body sorting pathway.
CGGCUUAUGAUUCAUUCUCUCUAGUGUCCAGGCAGCACAUAGGCGUGAGCAGCUGUCUGACAGGGAGCGUUAAACUGUAGUCGCUGAUAGCCGUUUAUUAAACAUCGUAUGGUCUCUGUCAAUUACCCAGAAUGCCCUGCUUGUUGCCGUCUGACGAAGGAGUGACUGUGUAGAAAAGAAUCAGCUAGCUGCCUUUGACACCUAUCAGGCUGUCGUUACUAUGCAUUUGUAUUGUAUGAAAUAAGAAAAAAAGAGGGAAAGAAAAUAUCUGGGGAAACCGAAAUCUGUUGUUGUUGACACACCGAGCGAUGCCUCUCUUCACAACCAACCCCUUUGACCAAGAUGUUGAGAAAGCAACCAGUGAGAUGAACACUGCUGAGGACUGGGGCCUCAUUCUGGACAUAUGUGACAAGAUAGGGCAGUCACGCACUGGGCCCAAAGAAUGUCUCCGCUCUAUAAUGAGAAGAGUGAACCACAAGGACCCUCAUGUAGCCAUGCAGGCGCUGACUCUUCUCGGUGCUUGUGUCUCAAACUGUGGGAAAAUAUUCCACUUGGAAGUGUGCUCCAGAGAGUUUGCCAGUGAAGUCAGUAAUGUUUUAAACAAGGGCCACCCCAAAGUCUGUGAGAAGCUGAAGGCCCUGAUGGUGGAGUGGGCGGAAGACUUCCGCAAUGAUCCGCAGCUCAGUCUGAUCUCUGCAAUGAUCAAGAAUUUACGGGAGCAGGGCGUCACAUUCCCAGCUGUGGGCUCCCAGGCUGCUGAGCAAGCAAAAGCAAGCCCAGCACUAGUGGCAAAGGAUCCCUCCACCUCAACAAACAAAAAAGAAGAGGAAGAUUUGGCCAAAGCUAUCGAGUUGUCACUGAAGGAGCAGCGUCAGCAGCCGCAGACUUCAAUGUCAAGUCUUUACCCAAACACCUCCAGCCUGCUCUCCUCACACAAGUCUGAUGGCAGAAAAGUCCGUGCCAUCUAUGAUUUUGAGGCUGCAGAGGAUAAUGAGCUCACCUUUAAGUCAGGAGAAAUCAUCACUAUCCUGGAUGAUAGUGACCCCAACUGGUGGAAAGGGGAAACAUACCAGGGGGUGGGACUGUUUCCCUCCAACUUUGUCACUGCUGAUCUCACUGCAGAGCCUGAGAUGAUGAAGACUGAGAAGAAGACAGUACAGUUCAGUGAGGACAUUCAGGUAGAGACCAUAGAGCCCGAACAGGAGCCAGUAUACAUAGAUGAGGACAAAAUGGACCAGCUACUGCAAAUGAUUCAAAGUGCAGAUCCAACAGACAACCAGUCUGACAGCGUUGAAUUACUACAGCUUGAAGGUGCCUGCAAUCAAAUGGGGCCCCUCAUCGACCAGAAGUUGGAGGAUAUUGACAGGAAGCACUCAGAGCUGUCGGAGCUGAACGUGAAGGUGAUGGAGGCGCUGUCUUUAUAUGCCAAGCUGAUGAAUGAAGAUCCAGUCUAUGCCAUGUAUGCCAAGCUGCAGAGCCAACAGUAUUAUAUGCAGCAGCCUGCCAGCGCAGCACAGCAGGUCUACCCUGGCCAGCCUGCAUCAGGUUCGUAUGCCAUGAGCAGCGCUGGGGUGCAAGGCUAUACUGUUCCUAUGGAGCAGCUUCCUCCCGGAACUCCCAUUCCUGGUCAGCCAGCUCCCAGUGACAUUCAUAUGUACAUGGGCCAGCCGCCAGUGUACACUGCAGCUCCAGGCAGCAUGGCUCCAGCAGAUGUUCAGUCCUACCAGAAUCCAGCCAGCAACCCUGGCCCAGCACCAUGCACGACUCCUGCAGGCAUGACACAGACACCAAACUACAGCACUGCCUCUGGCGCAAGCAUAGCACCUUCCUCAGAUAUCCCACAGGCCCCUUUCUCAGAGAAAGCCUUGUUAUAGGGCCUUGAGAGCUCACUGAUGUCCUCACAGGCGCGCGCACACACACACACACACACACACACACACACACACACACACACACACACACACACACAAAAACACCAGACCUGAUCAAAUAGUUAUAGUGGAAAAUUAGUUUUUGUCAUAAGGCACCAGCUGAAUGGGGGGAAAAAAGGCAAACAGAGUAGACUAACAUUGACAUUUUGUGUUAUGUUUAGCAGAUAUACAACCAAAGCUGCAGUGCAGAACUUUUAUCUCUUCCUUCUGGCAGUCAGAGUAAUGCCACAAAAAUAUUAUUUGAUUUUUACCGGAAACUAUUAACCUGUUAUUUGAUGAUUACUCCUGAUCCAUGCUGCUCUCAAGUGACUGCAUAUAGUUUUGGCAGACUUUUGACUUGCUAAUUUUACAUGGUGGAGUUUACACUGGAUUUUUUUUUUUUUUUUUGAAGGAGUUGGACAGUGUUCAUUGUUGUCGACUUCCCAUGUUUCUCUUGUUUGUACAGUAGCAUCGAAUGCUACACACACACUACCAAUCUGAUGUGAAGUAGAUAUGACACUUUAUUCUUCUGUUUUUGUUGUUUUAAUUUUGUUGGUUAUUCAAUUUUUGGCUUGCAAACAGUUUUUAGGUGCAUUACCAUCACCUUCUGGUGGUAAUAACACUACAUCCUACCAGGUGCUAGUAAAAUAAGGGAGCAAUGUAUUUUAAAACAAAUAUAGCUGGCUAAACUUUGAUUUUUUUUUUUUUUUUUUAAACAAUUAUUCAGACAGUCAAAAAUGGCCUAAAGGACCACCUCUUUGUUAUUUAGACUGUAGUCCCUCAUCUGACUGCUUUCCUUUUUUAUAUGUUGAGCAUUAGAAAUUUUUCAGUCCUUGUCAGAUUUCUCUGCCAUGCUCCUAGUUGAUGUAGCCAACUCAGUCUCAGUCUCCACCCCAAUUCGGCUCUGGCAGUUUCACCACGCACAUUGGAUUUAAAAGUUCAGUAAACUGCAAAAUUUAGAGAUUUAAACAGGUGCUAAUAGCCUCGAAUAUAGCAGACACUCAUUCUUGUGCAAAAGCCCUGCACUCCAGCUUUAAAUACACAGUUACGCUUCUCUUAGCCAGUGAAGUCACAAUCAUAAGGUUUUUAUUUUAAGAGCUCACGCUAUGUGACACACAGCCACAGAAUGGACACUGUUCUGUUUAUUAUUGAUUUUUUUCACACAUUUUUAUGAUUGUCCUCACUGUUUAUAGCUGAUGUGAAGGUAUGGAGCAGCUUUCAGUUUCACUUGUUCAGAAUUUGGCCAUCUUUCAAGCUCAGUCACUUCUAAACUAGAUUUGAUGGCAAAAUGUACAUCAUCACAUUGAUUGCUUCCUUUUUGUUGCAAGACUUCACAACAGUUAUGGCACAGAAAACCUCCUAGGAAAAUAUGCAUAAUUUGGCACUAAAGAAAUUCUUUUAGUUAAAUUUUGGAUAAAUUUGUAUGCAGAGUUGUUUGUUCUAGUCAUUAAAUAUUAGAUUCUCUGUUCUGGUAUUAAUGGAAUAUCUUGAAGUUUGUAGACAUUUGGAUCGACCGUCUACUGACUUCAGUUUUUAGGUAAUAUUAGCAUUGUAUCAACAGUUGUAUCUGUAGUAUGUAAUUAUCACCAAAUUUAAUAUUUCUUACUCAGCAACUUAAAAAUAAUGAUGAUAAAUAUCAGUUUGCCACGUCCAGCUAGCCAUGUAAUAAAUAUGCAAUUACUAUUUGAUCAAGUGUGAAAUAUACACACACCUUCACACCGUCCUCAGUACAAACACUGAGGCUACACACACGAUGCACACUACAGGCUGGCAUACAGCUAUGAAUGCACAUACAGACACAGCUGCACUACUUGGUUCACGCAUACUGUAGUAGUGCGUUAUAAUUUACCUUCAUUCACACACUAACAGAGAAAAUAACAAUAUCCCACAGCUGUCUCAUUCACUUAAACCAACUGUAGUUCUAGUCAUGUCUCAAAGAGGGGUGUCAAUAUUCUUUUCAUUUUUUUUUUUUUUAAUAAAAGGACUUUUAGCUCU